AUGGCUUCUGGGUGCCUCCACCUGCUCUUACUAGUUACUUCUUCCUCAAAACCACCAGCUGACAUCUUUGAUGGAACCUCCAGGUUGCUCGUUGCUUACCUAUGCCCGUUUGCAAAAGCAGCAUGGAUCGCAAGGAAUUACAAGGGAUUGCAAGAUAGGGUAAAACUGAUUGCUAUUGACCUAGAGAGUUGGCCAGCCUGGUACCAGCAGAAGCUUUACCCAGCAAACGAGGUUAGAUAUUUACUUGCGCUAUGUGCCGACAACAAUCAAGUUAAAGGAGGCUCUAUUGAAAUAAUCAACUAUUUCGAGGAAAACUUUGAAGGUCCUUCAGUUCUUCCUGAUGAUCCUGCCAGGAAAGCAUUCGCUGAAAAGUUGCUUUCCUACUCCAACUCUUUCUAUGGAGGUGUAAUUUCUUCUUUCAUGGCAAAUGGAGCAGGUAAAACUGGUGCUGCUUUUGAUUACCUUGAGGAUGCCCUUGGCAAAUUUGAUGAUGGUCCUUUUUUCCUUGGACAAUUCAGUCUGGUGGAUAUGGUUUUUGCUCCACACGUUGAAAUGUUCCAACCAUUCCUAUUGGAUUUCAAGAAGUAUGAUAUUACAGAGGGCAGGCCAAAACUAGCAGCAUGGAUUGAGGAAGUUAAUAAGAUUAAGGCUUAUACAGCGACAAAGUUUGAUCCUGACAAGCUUUUAGCAACUCUGAAAAGACGUUUUAAGUUUAAGGUUGUAACACCUGUAUUUUCGUUAUCCGGCUGGUCUGUAGAGAAUUUACUGUGUCCUUUUAUCUUCUUGUGCAUUUGA
Coffea eugenioides is the source of this 795-nucleotide messenger RNA. Its product is annotated as protein IN2-1 homolog B-like. Gene Ontology annotation, molecular function: glutathione transferase activity. Lineage: Eukaryota; Viridiplantae; Streptophyta; Magnoliopsida; Gentianales; Rubiaceae. The record is from RefSeq and is a predicted model, not a curated record. The transcript has 10 exons. The coding region runs from base 1 to 795 and encodes 264 amino acids.